AUGUUUAGCAAAUUUGGAAAAGUAAGCAAUGAAAGAUUUUACAUUCUUAAAUACAAAGAUGAGAUUGUGUCAGGAAAAACAAGAAAAAUAUCUCCUAAGCACUCUCCCAUUCAUUUCAGGAAAAAGCAACUGUCCCCAGAAAAUAUAAUGAAGCUGAUUAGUACACAAACAGCAAGAGAAAAUUCAUCAUCUCCAUCUCCUCGAAGAAGCUAUGCAUUUCUCUCUCAAACUCGUCAAGAUUUCUAUAAAUCAACUUCGCUUAGAAGUUCUGCCCCACCUUGCGGGCAUUACAACUUAAAAUAUGAUUUAGUUGAAAAAUCACAACGGCAAGUUAAUUUUGGCGAGAGGCCUAGGACGUCGUCUAAAAUUCCUAAGACAAUGAAAGAAGAAAGCCUUAACUCAUCAAUGGACAGCCAAACUAAGCAUAUUCAGACACCAAUCUUGUUUGAAAAGCAAAUAGCAAGAGCUGAUUUUACGAAGCUAACAACAGAUGUUAAUGAAAAAAGGUUUGAACUAUUCGAUAGCAUGCCAGAACAAAGCAGCAAAUAUAAAAGAUCAACAACACCAAAUAUAUCUAAAUCUAGACCUAGAGAAUAUGAGUACUUAAAGCUUGCUGAAUACUCCCCAGACUAUCAACCGAAUUACAAAUUAGUUACAAAAAGCCCAGGCCAGGCUGUGAAAUUCGAGAAUUAUAUUCCUCAUAAGCCAAUAUUGCUGAAUCAUCUCACAAGCACUAGAAAUUAUCAUGUAAAGUAUGGGAUGGUUGAAAAGCGAGUAAAUUCUCCAAACUUUAAUCUUAUGGUAUCCAGGCCUGAUAGCACAUCUCCUUUGCCUUUAUUUAUGCAGCAGAUUAGUUCAAGAGUUGGAUUGAAUGUGCUGAAUGAAAAAAUGCUUUUAAUGAAUUCAACAAUUGGCCCAUCUCAGUUCUCAAGUCCUAGCAGAUCUCCAAACUUAAGUGUUAAUCUUUAA
This is a messenger RNA of Blepharisma stoltei, 969 nucleotides long. The record is from the annotation of a GenBank genome assembly. Lineage: Eukaryota; Ciliophora; Heterotrichea; Heterotrichida; Blepharismidae.